Molecule: messenger RNA, 4227 nt
Organism: Halichondria panicea
Lineage: Eukaryota; Metazoa; Porifera; Demospongiae; Suberitida; Halichondriidae
Product: mitogen-activated protein kinase kinase kinase 1-like
Exons: 16
Coding region: 103-4143 (1346 amino acids)
Biological process (GO): protein phosphorylation
Molecular function (GO): protein kinase activity; zinc ion binding; ATP binding
Source: RefSeq, a predicted model, not a curated record
GGCUACACAACAAGAAAGAAACCAAAACAAGAGGAGGUCAACUUGUUAAUCGAUAAGAUUAAAGAGAUCUAGAGCUUCUAUCAUCAACUCAGGGCGGUCCCAAUGGAGGGGUCAGGGAGAACAAGUCCACAAAAGCCCAAAAUUACUAAGCAAGAUGGAGCUCGUUCAACUGGAAGGAAUCGACUUGUUCCAUCAGUAUCAGCCGAGGACAAUACGGCCAUCUCCAAGCCACACCCACCAGGGAAACGUGUCCUCCAGCAACCGUUACAUAUUAGAGUACCCCAAAAUAAGAUGGUGCAGGAAGUUGGUCAGAGUAGCACGCUCCCCCGUGACCUACCUCGUAGGAGUAGGAACAGUCCCUCGUACCCACUCAACGCCCCACUACCACGUCACACCCAGCUCCUUCCCUCCAUACCCCCUAAGGGGGGCGGAGAUACGUCCCCUGCACAGCAAGUCAAGCUCACUUCUAAUAAGAGGCCUAGUAUGCUGCAUUCCCAAUCGAUGCCCCACCCCCAUCAGCUGGACCCUGCCAGACAGAAACUAGUGGACAGGGCGAUUAAAGCUCGACUGUAUUUCCUGAGGAAGAGUGGUCCUAAUAGGUUUUUAAUUGGAGGGGACUCCCCUGACAGUCGUUUCCAUGUGACGAUUGGACCACAAAGCUGCAGCUGUAACAAGUCUCACUGCGUACAUAUUCUGUUUGUUAUGUUACGAGUGUUCAAGCUGUCUCAAAGCGACCCAAUCCUCUGGAGAAAACAGUUGUUAAACUAUGAGGCUGAACAACUGAUUAAAGACUUCCAAACUCGCGUAUCUCAACGAAACACUCCUCGUAAGUCAGCUAUGAAGGUGUUGGAGAGAGGCCUCUCUGUUGUCGAUGGCAGCAACACGCCCCCUACCACUGACACUGGGAGUGGAGAAUCUUCUGUCGUGGAGAGCACUAAAGAAAGAGAAAAUGAUAAAGAGGCUCCUUCUGUUGCUGUUGAGGCCCCUGUCAAGUGUGAGGGUGUGAGGAGUGACAGUGUGGGGAGUGACAAGAGUGAGGAGGAGGAGGUGUGUCCGAUAUGCCUCAAUGAGUUGGACGAGGGAGAGGAUCUUCUAGUGUGCUCAGGCUGUCAUAACCAGCUGCAUCAGCACUGUAUGGAUGUCUGGGCUGGAGAACAGAGACAGAAGAGUGAGGACGUGUAUUGCCCCGUCUGUCGUGCUCCCUGGGACUACAGUAGACCACCCUCCAUUACAUCACCCCUGGCAACCACUGCCGAGAUGAGUAAAUUAGGCUCCCCAAGUCACAUGCUAUUGAGUGAUGAGAAACAAGCACUGCACGAUAAAAUGAAGGCAAUGUUUGGGGGUGGAGCUGCCGAGGAUCUGUUCUCCUCUGACUGGACGCAUCGAGAGGCUGCCUUGACACUCAUAACUCGUGAUUCCAUCUCGUAUCUCCUCCCCUCGGUGACAGCCAAGUACCAGUCCAGGCAUGACCAGGGGGGGGAGGGUGAGAGGGCCCGUGGUGUGCAGGAGGUGUGCAUGGCCGUAGUGGCAUACUCUUGUCAUGAUGUCGUCCUCAAGGUGUUCCUGGCCGCUCUGGAGCUGUUGAGGGUCAUCCUCGGUUACUCUCUCUGCCAUAACGCCAAGGAGGCCAAGAAGCUACAGGAACUGCUCAAACCCGUAUUACCAGUCCUCCUGACACGAUGUGGGGAUGCACAGCGUCGUGUUAAAGAGUGCUCCAUCGACACGGCCUGCAAUCUUAGUCUGGGACAGGAUGGUCCGCUGAGUGUGGGCUCAUGCUGUGGCUACCAGGCCUCCUGCGGCAUCAGCAGCAUACGACUGGUCCUCUCCACCGCACUAGACCAAGGCCUCAAUGGACCCAAUUCUUGGAACUGGUGGCUAGGCCGUCUCACUCUUAUGGAGAAAUUACUUACUCGUUUUUCUUGGGAAUUUCUCCUUCCACAGUGUAUGUUGAAACCUUUCUCUCCUACAAAUUCUGAUUCUGAUUCGGAUGAGUCCUAUUCCGGCACCGUAUCUGAUGUGGUAUCUGUUGAAGACUCUCUGACAUCAAACGUAUCCGCUAUGUUGACCGAAGCGAGUAGUUCUGGCUCAGGAUCGGCUGAAACUAGCCUCAAAUCUGCAGGGAUUGCGGAAGUAGUGGUAUUGGAAUCGGAAGUAUCUGAUAAUAGUCCCGAUUCCAUAUCGUCUGUUGUGAAGAACAAUCUAUUAAUGCAGUGCUGGUACUUUGCUGCCAAGGCAACGCGUGUAUCUCAUCACAAAGUGGCCAAAAUCGCUCGGAAAGUGAUUAUUCAUAUUGGCAAGAUACUUCGCGACGAUCCCUCCUCGCUAGAAAUUGUACACGAUGUCAUUUCCAAAUGUCAUCGCACUUCUGCAGAAGGUCUGUUAGACAAGGUACUUAAAGCAAGGGAGAAGCCACAAGAAUCCAUGAUACCCCAAAAGAAAGAUUCCUCAAUAAUAUCAGAACGCAAAACAAUUCGACCACGAAGAUUGCACAGUCCGAGUCAACCAGUCGCGACAACAAACAGCUUCUUAGGAGAUGAUUUAGUAUCAAAAAAUCUCUCUAGGGAACUAUCAACCGAAGAUGAGCUUGAAUCCCCUCUGAGCGGAAUAGACGUGGAAAAAUCCCUCUCUCUGCUAGUACCACGGCUACGAACCUCGUCUCCGAGUCGCAGCGACCAAUCAAAAUCCCCGAGCCCAAUUCGAAUGAGUACCGAAAAUCCACUCACAAUUUCUGAAUUUUCGCAGGAAGAUUUGGCAACUUCUGAAGAUAGUUUUCAUUCCGCUACUUCUGAGUUGGAUAAAACUUUGUUGGAGGAGGUGAACUCACGAGAGCAUAAUAAAAGCAGUGAAGGAACGGAGGAGGGUUCAUCGAGUGCAUCUAAUAGUCAUGACAGCAGGUCAGGUGAUCAACAGUUACGUAGUGACAGCCGAGGGAGCGGUGCCAGUGGAGGGGGUGUGGCAGGGGGUGCGGUCUCUAUGAGGGACAUCAAUAGGGCUCAAAAUUUGAUGAGUCACCCGUAUUACAAGAGGCAGUCCACUAUUGACUCGGCUUUUAGCUCCGAGUUUGACAGCUCGUUGGAGAACUUCCCCUGCAAAGAAAAUAUCGAAGAAGAAGAGGCUGAGAGAUUGGCAAAGGUCCGCUCAAUGGUGCCGGACCCCCCACAUCCAUUGCUUAGCAACCUGAUACCCCCCACAGAGGAGGUGCUCAUCUAUGUGCAGAACACCGUAGGGAAGGAAGGACCUGCUGACCAUGCUGACGGCUAUAACAUACGGCCUUACAUAGAGGGUGUUCACUGGAAGAAGGGCAAGGUGAUCGGUACUGGGGCGUUCUGUACCUGUCAUCUGGCCAGGGAUGUUGAGAAUGGAACAAUGUUCGCAGUCAAGCAGGUGAGCUAUGCACGCAACACCAGUGAACAGGAAGAGGAGGAGCUGACUCGACUGAGGGAGGAGAUUGCCAUGCUUGGACGACUCAACCAUCCCAACAUUGUGCGUUGCCUGGGGGCGACACAGCAAGAUGGACACAUCAACAUCUUCGUGGAGUGGAUGGCAGGUGGUUGCUUGGAUACCAUUCUCAGUGAGUUUGGGGUACUCAAAGAGUCAGUGAUCUGCAACUAUACCAAGCAAGUGUGUCUAGGUAUAGCCUAUCUCCAUGACAACCACGUCAUUCACAGAGACCUUAAAGGUGGUAACAUUCUACUAGACUCAACUGGUCGCCGGAUCAGAAUAGCAGACUUUGGCUCCUCCGCCCGUUUGGCCGCCAACACCACAGGGUCGGGGGAGUUCCUGGACAUGGAGGGGACGGUUGCGUUCAUGGCCCCCGAAGUUGUGAGGGGUGGCACUUAUGACGACUCCUCCCAGGCCCUAGGUUACGGCCGCAAGUGUGAUGUGUGGAGCAUAGGCUGUGUGGUCAUACAGAUGGCUACGGCUAAACCUCCCUGGGUGGGGUCUUACGAUGUGCGCAACAAGUACCAGCUCAUAUUCAAGAUUGGCCAGACUACGACUCCUCCCCCCCUACCCCAAUUCAAUAACCCCGCCCUCAAGGACCUAACUAUCCGCUGCCUGGAGGUGUCCCCCUCCGACAGGCCCACCUCCUCUGAGCUACUCAAGCACCCGCUAUUCACUGAGAGCCUUGUAGACACUCCAUAACUGACUUAAACUGUCAUUUUUUUAUGGCUUUGGUUUGUGCAAUGUGUUUUAAGUGUUAUUUGAGAAUCAACUUAUAUAAUUAUA